This is a messenger RNA of Paramecium sonneborni, 807 nucleotides long. Lineage: Eukaryota; Ciliophora; Oligohymenophorea; Peniculida; Parameciidae. The record is from the annotation of a GenBank genome assembly.
AUGAUGCAGACAUUUGCCAUAGCAAUUAGUAUUUCUGCGAUAAAAUCUCUAACACUUAAUCUUAAUGACAUUUGUCAUUGCUCUUAACUAAUUUAAGAGUUUGAAUGCUUGAAUUCUGCUCAAGAAUGCAAUUGGGAUUACUCAUCUAAGAAAUGCCUUGAAACUCCUUGUUCAGAAAUUCUUAUUUAAAGCUCCUGCUUAUAAUAAUCAUAAAGAUGCUAUUGGAUUUAAGGCUUAUGUUAAAAUUUUACUGCAUGCGUAAAUCUCUAAGGAUAGAAUUAAAACCAAUGCUUAAACUAAAAUAUUUUUUGCCCAACGUCGAAUGGCACAAAUUGUUUAUCUCCCCAAAACCUAUAAAAUUGUACAUCCAUUUCGACACCUAAUAAUUGCAAUAAUUUUGUCUCAACUACUGGAUUGUGUAUGUGGAAUGGAAAAAGCUGUAUUGAAGCAACAUCAUGUUCUUAACUUUAUAGCAAUUCUACUCCUUCUUGCGAUUCUUCUAGAUGUUCUUUCAACUCUACAAAUUUAUGUUAACCAAAAGUUUGUGGUCAAUAUUUAUAUGAAUAUUAAUGUGCUUAAGGAAUAUCUACAUUUGGUCCUUAUCUAAACAAUAUUAUAGGAUGCUAUUGGAAUUAAGAUUCAAAUGAAUGUCAAGAUUUUGAUCCUGAAAUAAUGGAUAAUAUUGAUUGCUAUACAUAUAGUUUUGGAACCUAUCAUUGGGAUAAAAAAAAAGGGGAGAAAGGGGAUUGUGUUUCCUGCUUUUAAUAAUUAUUGAUAUUUUCAAUAAUUAUGAUCAUUUUGAUAUGA